Molecule: messenger RNA, 3021 nt
Organism: Klebsormidium nitens
Lineage: Eukaryota; Viridiplantae; Streptophyta; Klebsormidiophyceae; Klebsormidiales; Klebsormidiaceae
Source: the annotation of a GenBank genome assembly
CUGGCAGUGUGUUGCUAGAUACUCACACUUCACGGCUGAGCAGCUGUCUUUUUAUGGCGGGCACCAAACAUCAGUCUAGAUCCGUUGUAAGGUAGCCGUUUCUAAGCACUCCUGAGUCCUCACUCACUUCUUGGUGGCACGCCACAGCAGCUGAGCACCUAAGCCUGCUGGCUGCCUGGUCUCCAGAUGGACGCCACGGCGGUGCGGGCACGCCUGCCCUGGGCCUGCAGUCCGCAGACCUGCCAAGGAUCCCUGCACCCGCCCAACGGCAGCUGGCGAUUAGGCCCAACGUCGCUGCUGCUCCUUGUGGGCUCCAAUCGGCGGACCCCCAUCUUGCGAGGAGGGCUGUCUCGCACAGGAGGACUCACGUGCACCCGAAGCUCGCUGCCUGGUGGUGCCGCUGAGCAGUCCAGGGUGAGAAAACAGAGGAGGAGGACGGCCUGCACCGCAACUGCUGAUGAAUCUUCGAGCGGCGGGCCUGAGGAGAGCACCGCUGAUGGAGGCAGCCAGAGCAGCAGGCCAGGAGUGCACUUGUAUGAAACGGAGGAGGGCAACCUGGUCCUGGUUGACAGCGAGUCUGCUACAUUGAACGCGGCACCAUCAGGCAGUGCGCCGGAAGCCAGUGAGCCGCCAGACGGGCAGCGGGGCCCGGUGGGAACGGCUGCAGCGGAGGCCCCGGGCGGCAGCCAGGAGUUCAUCCUGCAGGUGCACAUCCCGCGGCCCCCCUCGGCUCAGCAGCUGCAGCACACAUUCGAGGCUGCGGCGCGCGCAGUGCGCCGUAAUGCUGUGGCGGCCUGGCUGCUGAACCUGCCAGCGGCCGCGCGGCGACGGCGGCUGGAGCGGCUGGAGGCCGCGGCGGACGAGGACCCGCGCAACGCAGAGAAGGAGGCCUCGUACCUGCUGGAGCUCAACAGGAGCUCCCCCGCAGCGGUGAUUGAGCGCUUUGAGAAGCGCGAGCACGCAGCGGACAGCGGCGCAGUGGUGGAGUACCUGCGCGCGCUGGUCAGCACGGACGGCAUCGCGCGCUACCUGCCCAGCGACAAGGAGGGCAGGGGGGCCACACUGCCCGCGCUGCUGGAAGACUUGAGUGCGCGCGCCGCCGGCGAUGCCCCCCCCCCCACGCCGGGCCUGUCGGAGCAGGUGCCCCUACACGUGGUGAUCAAGGGGGACAAGAAGGUGGAGGCGGGCCCCACGCGGCUGCUGCGCGCGGUGGUGGGCCGGCUGCUGCUCUUCUCCCUGGUGGGCGUGGCGUGGGUGCUGGCCGCCGCCUGGAUCCGCAAGAACGUCAGCCUCAGCGUGAGCCAGUCCGCAGCAGGGGGGGCGGCGACCGCGGGGAACUACGCGCCCAAAGAGUACAACAAAGAGAACCUACCGGAGAAGAGCGUGAAGACGUUUGCGGACGUGAAGGGGUGCGACGAGGCCAAGGCGGAGCUGGAGGAGAUCGUGGAGUACCUGCGCAGCCCCGCCAAGUUCACGCGCCUGGGGGGCAAGCUGCCUAAGGGGGUCCUGCUCACAGGCCCCCCCGGGACGGGCAAGACGCUGCUGGCCAAGGCGAUUGCGGGGGAGGCGGGGGUGCCCUUCUUCUACCGGGCAGGCUCGGAGUUCGAGGAGAUGUUUGUGGGCGUGGGUGCUCGUCGCGUGCGCGCGCUGUUUGCGGCGGCCAAGAAGAAGGCGCCGUGCAUCGUGUUCAUUGACGAGAUUGACGCGGUGGGCGGCAGCCGCAAGCAGUGGGAGAGCCACACGCGCAAGACGCUGAACCAGCUGCUCGUCGAGAUGGACGGCUUCGAGUCCUCCGACGGCAUCAUCGUCCUCGCCGCCACCAACCUGCCCGAGACGCUCGACGCCGCGCUCACCCGGCCCGGCAGGUUCGACCGACACGUGGCGGUGCCCAACCCUGACAUCAAGGGCCGCACCGACAUCCUGGGCCUGUACCUGGCCGGCAAGCCGGUGGCCGCCGACGUGGACGUGGGCGUGCUGGCGCGUGGCACCGUGGGGUUCAGCGGCGCAGACCUGGCCAACCUCGUGAACGUGGCCGCCGUGAAGGCCGCGGUGGACGGCACGCCCGUCAUCGGCGCGGAGCAGCUGGAGUACGCCAAGGACAAGAUCAUGAUGGGCGCCGAGCGCAAGUCCGCCGUGCUCUCCGAGGAGUCCCGCAAGCUGACGGCCUACCACGAGAGUGGGCACGCGGUGGUGGCCAUUCACACCUUGGGCGCCCAGCCGAUCCACAAGGCGACCAUCACGCCGCGCGGGAACGCGCUGGGCAUGGUGACGCAGCUGCCGGACAAGGACGAGGACAGCGUCAGCAUGCGCCAGAUGCUCGCGCGCCUUGACGUCUGCAUGGGCGGCCGCGUCGCAGAAGAGAUGAUCUUCGGAGCCGACCAGGUGACGAGCGGUGCGCGCAGCGACUUGAAGCAGGCGACGAACCUGGCGCGGCACAUGGUGACGGAGUGCGGCAUGAGCGACGUGGUGGGGCCCAUCUUCGUCGCGGACAGCCCGGGGGGCGACUUCCAAAAGAAGAUCGACGGCGAGGUCAUGCGCCUGCUCAAAGAGGCCUACGCGCGCGUCCGCAGCCUGCUCGCCAAGCACGAGAGCGACCUCCACAAGUUGGCGCAGGCGCUGCUGGACCGGGAAACGUUGACUUCGAAAGAGAUCCAGGACCUCAUGAAUCCGGAGAAGCUGAUCGAGGACGUGCACAUACAGCAGGUGAAGCUGCCUUCGGCGGUGACUUGAUUACUCCUUUUGUUGAGUAGCCGUCCCAAGAAUUGCGAAAUCUGAUUCUGAUUGACGGAGUCGCUCAGCGGUUGUGUUUCCCAACGUUUGAGUAUCCUUGUAUAGAACUUGUUGGAGAUCGAUUUUGCACACUGUGGCGGUCGCACACUAAAUUGUGCAUGCCAAACUGAUAACAACGGUCUUUGGUUGUAUUUAAAUAAACGAACCAUUGAACUUGCAGUACCCAACUUUCUCAGUUGUGUAGUUCCGCCCAGGCUUUUCAAAAUCUGCAUGAAACUCAUGGCAACAUUG